This is a messenger RNA of Panicum virgatum (switchgrass), 1228 nucleotides long. Its product is annotated as peroxidase 1-like. The transcript has 3 exons. Gene Ontology annotation, cellular component: plant-type cell wall; plasmodesma. Gene Ontology annotation, molecular function: peroxidase activity; heme binding. Lineage: Eukaryota; Viridiplantae; Streptophyta; Magnoliopsida; Poales; Poaceae. The annotation marks the transcript as partial. The record is from RefSeq and is a predicted model, not a curated record. Gene Ontology annotation, biological process: response to oxidative stress; hydrogen peroxide catabolic process.
UGCCCUCAGGCGGAGGAGAUCGUGCUCAAGGAGAUGACGGCCAUCCUCGGCAAGUCGCCCGAGCUCGCCGGCCCCGUGCUCCGGCUCUUCUCCGUGGACUGCUUGAUCGGCGGCUGCGAGGGGUCCAUCCUGCUCGACUCCACAGGCAACAGCACCGCCGAGAAGGACUCGCCGCUGAACCAGGGCGUCGGAGGGUACCAGGUGGUGGACGCCAUCAAAGCCAAGCUCGAAGCCGCCUGCCCCGGCGUCGUCUCCUGCGCCGACACGCUCGCCCUCGCCGCGCGGGACGCCGUCAGGCUGACGAAAGGGCCCUUCAUCCCGCUCCCGACUGGCCGGAGGGACGGCAACAGGUCGGUGGCCGCCGACGUGGCACCUAACUCGCCGCCCCCAGGCGCUACCAUCGCCGACAUCAUCGCCCUGUUUGCCAGCAAGUUCAAUCUCACCGCCAAGGACCUCGCCGUCCUCUCCGGCGCGCACACGAUCGGGCGGGCUCGGUGCUCCACGGUGUCGCCGCGGCUGUACAACUUCGGCGGUCGGAGCGGCGCCUCCGACCCCACGCUGGACGCCAGCUACACGGCCACCCUUCGCGGCCAGUGCAAGCCCGGCGACACCGCCACCCUCGUCGACCUCGGCCCUCCCACGCCCGCCACCUUCGACACCGACUACUACGCCCUCGUCGCCGGCAACAGGGGCCUCCUCUCCACCGACGCCGCGCUGCUCCUCCACCCCGCCACCAGCGCCUACGUCGCCGCCCAGGCCAACGCCACCUCCUCCGCCCAGUUCUUCGCCGACUUCGCCGCGUCCUUCGUCGCCAUGAGCAGGCUCGGCGUGCUCACGCACCACAAGGGCGAGAUCAGGCAGGUCUGCUCCAAGGUCAACCCGCCGGCACCGACGACCACCAACGCCGGCGCCGGCGCUGGCGCUGGCAGGAGCUACUACCGGCUCACCACCACCGCUGGGUUGGCCCUCAUCACAACGCUGGCCGUGGCUGAUCUGCUGAUGUGAUGAUUACUAGCAGAUCAAGCUCUGACAGACCCUGCCUUGCGCACCUAUAUAUGUUUGGAUUUGCGUUCGCAUGAUUUGACGUGUCGCUUGAUCGAUCGGUUUCCAUGAUUUUAUUUGCAAGGAAUUGUUGCUUUGCAAGAUUUCUGAUUGUGAAUUUGGGCAAGUCCAAUUGUAAUGUGCGAAUAUGUCCUGAUGAAUAAAUGAAAUGAUUGUCUUGUCGUUA